Messenger RNA from Leptosia nina, 804 nucleotides. The record is from the annotation of a GenBank genome assembly. NCBI's taxonomy places the organism in Eukaryota, Metazoa, Arthropoda, Insecta, Lepidoptera, Pieridae.
AUGGAAGAUCAUUUGCGAGAACAUGCAGAGGCUCUAAAGCGUUUCAAAAAAGAAUGUAUGGAGGCCGAAUAUAUAUACCCUGGACUUAAACUUUGGAGGCAAAUAUCAAUCCCUUUGAUAUCUGUGUUUCCUAGGUUAACAGAUUUGCAUCAAGAGACAUGCUUACUACAGAAUCCUUUUUUUACGGUGGUUGACAUGGAUUGCUCCCCAUGUAGUAAUGUGCAAGAAGUGAGAGAACUGCAAGAUCCAAUAUUAAGGGACACACAGCAUGCUACUCCCCUAACUUAUAAGACAACCCAACUACCGGUGUCUUUGGACCAGUUACAUGAUUUAUAUGUGAAUAAUAAAAAAGAAUUUGAUGCAGAGGGUUCUAAGAUAUUAGUCAACAACAGACAUGAGUUAAUGCCUAAAGAGUGGUUCAGUCAAAUUAAAAAAGACAACAAUCUCUACAUGUGGAAGAUAAACACAUUAAAUUCAGCAAGAAUUCUACGGCAGCUUAUACCAAGACCAAAAAUUGUUCCUAAAUUUGGUCAAGCAUCAGAAAGGUUUAUCAUAGUCGAUACACAAAGAACUCAUUUUGAAAUACCAGACACAGAAUGCAACUACUCAUUUCUUCUGGCUCUUAGUGGCAAGAGAACAAUAUUGCUAAAACCGGCACAGGAGUGCAAACAUCUUUGUAAAUCUUUAAAAAUUGAUUUAAUGGAGUCACAGUUGUUAUGGUACAACUGGUGGUACUGGAGACCAUUAGCAGAGGAUGCUGCAAAAAACGAGACGUUUAUAUCCCAACUGGGAUCAUAUUGUUAA